This is a messenger RNA of Hippopotamus amphibius kiboko, 1935 nucleotides long. RefSeq names its product cylicin 1 (gene CYLC1). NCBI's taxonomy places the organism in Eukaryota, Metazoa, Chordata, Mammalia, Artiodactyla, Hippopotamidae. The record is from RefSeq and is a predicted model, not a curated record. Gene Ontology annotation, molecular function: structural constituent of cytoskeleton. The annotation marks the transcript as partial. Gene Ontology annotation, cellular component: nucleus; acrosomal matrix. The transcript is spliced from 5 exons.
CUUGUUAGGUGUUUGGGAAAGUUAAUCAAUGAAGACAUCCAUACUUGGAAUUCUCUGUGUCGACGAGAAGUAAACAUCAGAACAUAUGGUAAUUCCAUACCAAUCAGUGAAUCAAGCAGAAAAUUGUGGAAUCAACAAGACGUCACUUUAACAUUUCCCAAACCACCCCAGCCAGGUAGUAAAAAGAGAUUAAGACCUACAGAAAUACAAAUCACAGUUCCUAGACAUGACAAAAGAAAUUUACAUGAAGCUCAGAAGCCAGCUCAUAUAUGGAUAAGGCAUUCUUUAAGAAAAAAAAUUCAAAGGCCGUCUAUUAAUUUAACCAUCAGGAGACAGGCUUCAUUCAAACAUCCUUACACUCCUAUAACCCAUUCUAAACAGGCAGUAUCUAAAAAGUCCAAAGAUGACAAAAAAGGAACAACUCUGAAGCAAAUUUCCAAGAAAGAUACAGGCCCCCAUGAAACAACCCUAGAAUCCAAGAAAACAGUAAAUGAUGAGAAACUUAAAAGAAGAAAUAAAGCAGAUAAAACUCCAUCAAAAUCAUCACAUGAAAGUCAACUAUCUAAGAAGUCAAAGUCCAAAUCAGAAACAAACCCAGAAUCCAAAGAUUCUAAGUCAGUCUCAAUAAAGGAUCAAAAAAAAGAUAAGAGAGAUUCAAAGUAUUUCAAGGAGAUUGAUUUUGAAUCCAUCUGUACAAAAAAGUAUUCUAAGAGCUCAAAGAACAGUUGUGAUGCCAAAUCAGAGACUUGCUUAAAACAUAGUUCAUAUAUGGAUUUAAUGAUGUAUUUAGAGGAGUCGGGUGCUGAAUCCAUGGAUUUUGAUAUGUGGUUAAAGAAUUACUCACAGAAUAAUUCAAAGAAGCCUCCAAAGAAGGAUGCAAAAAAGGAUGCCAAGGGGAAGAGCUCUGAUGCUGAAUCUGUAGAUUCAAAAGAUGCAAAGAAAGAUAAGAAAAGUGCAAUGAAAGACAGCAAAAAGGAUGCAAAGAAGGAUGCAGAGUCUACUAAUGCAGAAUCUGGAGAUUCAAAGGAUGCAAAGAAAGAUUCAAAGAAGGGUAAGAAAGAGUCAAAGAAAGAUGACAAGAAAAAUGAUGCCAAGAAAGACGCCACAUCUGAUGCAGAAUCUGGAGACUCAAAGGAUGCAAAGAAAGAUUCAAGGAAGGGUAAGAAAUAUUCAGAGAAAGAGGACAAGAAAAAAGAUGCCAAGAAGGAUGCAGAGUCUACUGAUGCAGAAUCUGUGGAGUCAAAGGAUGCAAAGAAAGAUUCAAAGAAAGAUGACAAGAAAAAGAUUGGCAAGAAGGAUGCCAUGUCUACUGAUGCUGAUUCUGAAUCUGAAGGGGAUGCAAAAAAGGGCAGAAAAGAUUCAAAGAAAGGUAAGAGAGGUUCAAAGAAAGAUGACAAAAAGAAGUCUGCAGUGAAGUCUGAAGAGUCUACUGAAACUGAGUCUGAUUGGGAGUCAAAGAAGAACAAGAAGGAUCCAAAGAAGGUUAAGCAAGAUUCAAAAAAAGAUGCCAAGAAGGAUGCAAAGAAGGACAUAGAGUCUAGUGAUGCUGAAUCUGAUGUGUCUUCCAAGAAAGACCUAAAGAAGCCCGAAACUUUCAAAAGAUCAGAUGCUGAAUCUGAUGAGUCACUAUAUAAACUUGGGCCUAAAAAGAGAGUUGAUGAAUCAGAUGCCACAUCUACAGAUUCAAAGAAGGAAGCACUGGAACCAAAGAGAGAAUUCAAAAUGCCAUCCAGAAGGGCUACAUUCAAAGAAAAAGGGAAAAAAUUAGGUACAGGUAGAGUUCCUCCAUCAAGAGAAAGACCACCACUCCCUCCUUGUGAGCCAUUACUGCCAUCACCUAGGGUCAAACGUCUCUGUCGAUGCCAGAGGCCUCCUCCACUUCCAAAGCCAAGAUAUGCUCUUUUGUUCAAAAAGCAGCACCUGGCCUACAUUUGA